This is a messenger RNA of Striga hermonthica, 1014 nucleotides long. Lineage: Eukaryota; Viridiplantae; Streptophyta; Magnoliopsida; Lamiales; Orobanchaceae. The record is from the annotation of a GenBank genome assembly.
AUGGCGAGUCUAACCCCCGGCAUCCUCCUCAAGCUCCUCCAGUCGAUGAACACGCCGACCAAGGUCACCGGCGACCACCGCAGCCCCCUCCUCCAGGCUGCUAUAUCCAGGCGUCUAAGUGAUGUUCAUGAUAAUCCGCCAAGCGAUGUAAAAUCUGAAAGCUCUGUAGAGCAGGAGAAAGCCAAUGGUGCUGCUCCAGUGAUCACUAUCCAUGAAAAGAAAUGGACUGAUGGCAGUGUCUCACUGGAUAUGGUUUCUUCUGGUCUUGCAAAACUUGGGAAGGAUGCUAUGGAAAGAAGGAAAAUUGCUUCAGCUGUUGCUGCUGAAGCUUUGGAGGAGGCCAUUGCCACAGAAUCAAUCGUGAGAAAUCUAAGCAUGUUCUCAGAGCUCAUUGCAACCUCGAAACCUGAAAACCCGCUACCAACCAUAGACCGUUUCAUGUCCAUCUAUGAGGAGGUCCUAAAAUCAACAGCAUCCGCUGAAGCAAUUUCUGGUAACGGUAACUUAUCCGAGUUAAAAUCGAGCAACAGCAGCAGCAGCAGCACACUUUGGGUGGAAGCUGCUCUGGCUACGAAUCUCGAGGUUGUCUCCUUACUCACGAAUGAAAAUUUCCAAACUCCUCCAAAAGCCGACAAGAAGCGAACAUCGGCCGACACUCCUUUUAAGAAUAGCAACACGAAACCCUCCCCAUUAUUAGUCGGAAAAUGGAGCCGGUGUGUGGGAAUGAACGAGACGGUUGAGCUCGGUAAGAAUUUGCAGAUCGAGAUGCAGAUGUGGUUUGUGAGGUUCGUGGAGUCGUCUCUCAAUGCCGGUUUUCAGGUAUUUGGGAGUAGUGUUGCCGCCGGCGGUGGGCCCAUGGCGGCCGUUUUGUCGCAGCUAAAGCGGGUCAACGACUGGUUGGACCGUGUGGCGUCCAAACGAGACGAGUUGCUGAUGGAGAAAAUCGAGCGGCUGAAGAGGAAGAUUUAUGGGUUUGUGAUCCAACAUGUUGGGACAACCGUGGAGAGUGUAUGA